AUGCAGCUGCCGUCGCCUUUGCGUGGCCUUCCGGCCUCGUGUCCUCCGGAGGCGCGCAAGCCCGCGGCGGCGUCGGGCGCGGCUCUUCAGGGCGCCGAGCAGCCGUUCUCUGCGUCUGAGCAGAGGGAAGGCGAGCGCCCGCCGCGGCGCACCGCGCCGGCGCCGGAGGCUGCGGUCGUCGCGGCUUCCUCGGGAGAGCGCUGCGGCGCCGCGCCGGCGGCCAGCGAGAGAGAGGCGCAUCGCGAUCCACCCGAAAGGCGCGACGCACUGGAGAGGAGCCCCGAGCAGCUUCUCCAGAAGUUCUCCACGAUGUGGGCGCACUCUGGCGGCCUCACGGGCUACCUGCCCGAUGCUCAGCCUCGGGCGGAAGAGGCGCGACGCGACAGCAGCCGCGGCGUGCGCGGCGGAAGUCUGCGGGAGACGCAGGACGAGGCAAGCGCGGCAGGUGCAGCGAGCGAUGGGGAGUUUUUCCGCUAUUGCCGCGCGUUCUUCCGCGAGCAGGAGCGGCAGCAGCGCAACGUCCUCCGGCAGCCCCUGGACCGACUGGAGGGCCUUCGCGCGCCCCUCGAGCGAGUGUUGGCGGGAGUCGAGCAGAUGGAAGAAGACGGCGCGCGCCUGCGAACGGCGAAGGAGGAAGUCCGCCGCUGCACAGCGGGGAUGCACGGGGCGUGUCGGCAUCUGGUGCAGGAACAAGCUCAGCUCAAGCACAUCAUCGAGGUGAUUCAAAGCCGCCUCGCGUACUACACGCGCUACGAAGGUCUGCGGCAACUCCUCGAGAGCCCUCUCCUCGUCCUCUCUCCUCCCUCUUCUUCUCCCUCUCCAUCUUCGCUAUCUUCCUUUUCUGGCGGCGGGACGUCGCUGGACGUCUCCUCUCUUGCGAAGGCACUGGAGUUCAUCGAUGAGGCGACGCAGUUCUUCGCAAUCCACCCUGACUACGCCGAAGCGUCAACGUACCUGCGGAACUACGGAACGCUGCGGAUGCGCACGCGCGCCGUCAUCCGUGCAGCGGUGCUUCAGAGCCUGGAGGCUUGCCAGGCCUCAGUCGAGAAGCGCAUGCAGCAGCGGAGGACCGGAGGCGAGGCCUCUGCGUCUUCGGGGGCACAAAACAACGGCGAGCGCGAGAGGGCGACCGCCAGCUCGCUGCUUGAUCCCGCUGUCUGCCACGUCCCCUUUCGCGUCAUCGGCGCGCCGCUGCGCGCUCUUACGACUCUGUUGGUCGAGCAGCAAAGGAAAGGCACCGAUGACAGCUACGCGAGCGCGCUAGAUCAGCUGGAGGGCAUCUUCGUUGGCAUGCGGCUCCGCCUGAUUCUUCCUCCGCUCAAAGACGAGUUGAAGCACAUGCUGCUGUCGCACACGACGCUGCCCGACGCGGCGCGCCACAUCGCGCGCUACUGCGUCUCGGUCUGCGAGAUGGAGCUCAAGACUUUCUACGUUUUUUUCCCCAAAAGACGCGAGAAGGAUGCUCUGGGAACCCUUCUCGAGGCGAUUGGGAAUUGCGCAUACGACUGCCUGCGGCCGCCUGCGUUGGCUUGCGAUUCUGUUGAGGAGCUCAGCGAAAUCGUGGAGUCUUUGCUCCUCGAUGUGCUUCAGCCGUUGGAUCACGUCGAGCGAGGAAAGACUGGUGACCUCGUGCCUUUCCUCUCCGUCGUCUACAACCUUGUGCGCGAUGUUCAGGAGCGCUUGCUCUUCAGGGCAGACGCCUUCAUUCAAGACAGAGUCUCCUGCGCCUCCUCCACGCCGACGGACCUCGUCACGUUCAUCUUUUCGAGUACCGGCUUCCUCCACGUGCCGUCCUCUACGGCCUCGUCUUCGUUUUCGCUCACGUCUUCGUCUUCGGUCUUUCUGCCUUUGCAACAGGCGCUGCACCUUGUCACGCUGCUGCGGCAGACUGUCUCCGCGGAGGCCUACGGCUCUCUCUGCAGCUCCGCCCUGGAGGCCUGUUGCCUGGCGCUCGGCGACGCCGCGCGCUGCCUGGAGCUUGCGAUCGAGCGCGGCGCCGCCACGCAAACAGCGCUCUCCCCGGCAGUACGCGACGCUCUCGACGCCGCGAAAGACGCCUCCUCUGCGUCCUCUACAUCUUCUUCUUCCUCUUCCUCCACGGCGGCGGCGCUGCUGGCGGCGCCCGCCACGCUGAGCCUGCCGCUACACCUGGCGAUGCGUCGGGUUUGCGAGGGCCUCUGUGCGCAGGCGCGCGACGAGGGAGGAGGCGGGGAGCGAAGGCGAGAGGACACCAGAGAAGAGACAAGAAACGACGUAGGAGACGGGGCGGAUCGAGGCGCGUGCAGCGUCGCCGCGGUCGAGCGUGGAGGGGACGCGGUUUUUGCGCGGCUCUGGGCGGAGUUAGUUUGCCAAUUUUUCCUGUUGAAGCACGUCUUGGUGCUGCAGAGCUUCCUGGACGCGUCUGACAGCCCCGAGGUCUCCCUCGCGUGCAAGAAGAUCUCGUUUCCGCGGCUCCUCUUUGGCCGCGUGCCUUCGUCGGUCGCAGAGGAGCGCAGCCCGGCGGGGGCGGGCUGCUCCCUUGGCGGGAGGGGCGAGGAGACAGCGCGCCGGUCGGAGCCUCCUGCGCGCCGCGGCUUUGGAAUUUUCUCCUGGUUUCUACCUGCAGACGAGGAGAAGUCGUGCGACCUGCGCAGCGAACUCGAUCGCGAGGCUCGCGCACACGUAAACGACGUCCUCGCGGCACUCCUUGUGGCCUUCACGCUGCCGCUGCAAAACGUCACCGCGCAGAUCCCCGCGGAGGAGCUUCUCGCCAUCGAGGAGGCGGCGCGGCGGACGGCGAGCCACGACGAGGAGACGCACCGGGCGGGGGGUAAGAGCCUCACGCAGGAGCGGCCCUGCCUGCGAGAAGAGAACUUGAAGCGCGCGAUGAGCGACUUCUCGCAGGGCUUGCGCGACAGCCUGCCGGCCGUGCUUCUCCUCGCGAUGCUCUUCUUCGACGUUUUCGGAGGCGGAGUUGAGGGUGAAGACGCAGACGAGGAAGACCUCUGCGUCGCAGAAAGCAAAGAAAAAGGGGACAGACGCGCGUCAGAUCGGCAGGGGAGUGCACAGAGAGAGGCCGCGGAGGAAAGCCUCGAGUUUCUGCUGCAGCCGCUCUUCUCGGGCAUUCUGUCCGCGUACCGGGCCUUCUCCUCCCUCCUGCUGGAGGUCUUCUCGUCGCCCGCCGCCGCGCACUCCGCAGUGGGCUGGGAUCCGCCGCGCAACGUCGAACAGAGUCUCCUUCGCGCCUCCUCGCUCGCCUUCAGCGCCGGCCUUCGCAUCCGAGAGCUCCUCCCUCAACCGUAA
This is a messenger RNA of Besnoitia besnoiti, 3282 nucleotides long. RefSeq lists its product as uncharacterized. The record is from RefSeq and is a predicted model, not a curated record. The transcript has 11 exons. Gene Ontology annotation, cellular component: cis-Golgi network; COG complex; membrane. Gene Ontology annotation, biological process: intra-Golgi vesicle-mediated transport; Golgi organization; intracellular protein transport. NCBI's taxonomy places the organism in Eukaryota, Apicomplexa, Conoidasida, Eucoccidiorida, Sarcocystidae. The coding region runs from base 1 to 3282 and encodes 1093 amino acids.